AUGUCAUUCUUACGGCACUUGGCUCGGUCGAGCAUAUUCAUGCAGAGUACCAAACAAAGCACCUUACCUACUACGUUCAGUUGGUGUCAUCGAAGGUGGAUGAGUACUCAAUCAGAUGUUACUCAGAUGUCAGUUCGAGAUGCAUUAAACGUAGCAAUGGAAGAAGAAUUCGUACGAGAUGAACGAGUUUUUUUACUCGGCGAGGAAGUUGGCCAAUAUAAUGGAGCAUAUAAAGUAUCAAAAGGUCUUCUUGAUAAAUUUGGUCCGAAAAGAGUGGUUGAUACACCCAUUACUGAAGCUGGGUUUGCUGGAUUAGCCGUUGGAGCCGCUUUGUCAGGGUUGAGGCCUAUAUGUGAAUUUAUGACAUUUAACUUUUCCAUGCAGGCAAUAGAUCAAGUAAUCAAUUCAGCUGCAAAAAUUCAUUACAUGUCUGGUGGAACUGUACAAUGUCCAAUAGUAUUCCGUGGUCCUAAUGGGUUUGCUGCUGGUGUGGCUGCUCAACAUUCUCAAGACUAUGCUUCAUGGUAUGGAUCCAUUCCUGGAUUGAAAGUGGUAUCACCAUGGAAUAGCGAGGACGCGAAGGGUCUAUUAAAGGCUUCAAUCAGGGAUCCGAACCCAGUUGUCUUUCUCGAAAAUGAACUUCAAUACGGCAUUACUUUCCCGAUGUCUCCUGAAUCUCUAUCUCCAGAUUUUGUUCUUCCCAUUGACAAAGCCCACAUUCUUCGCGAAGGCAAAGACAUCACGAUAGUUUCUUACUCGAGGACUCUUAAUUUCUGCGUCGAAGCAGCAGAAAAACUCGAAUCGGAAGACGGCGUUUCUGUCGAAGUUAUUAACAUGCGGAGUAUAAGACCACUCGACCUUGAUGCCAUCAUUAACAGUGUGAAGAAGACCAGUCGCUUGGUGACGGUCGAGACUGGUUUUCCUCACUUUGGAUUUGGAGCCGAGAUUUCUGCUUUAAUGAUGGAGACUGAAGCAUUCGAUUACUUGGACGCUCCUGUUGAGAGAUUAACUGGGGCUGACAUCCCAACUCCAUAUGCACAUAAUCUGGAAGAAUUAUCGUUUCCUGACACAAAUCUUAUUGUUAAAGUUGCAAGACGUGCGUUAUAUCGUAAGAAAUAA
Molecule: messenger RNA, 1119 nt
Organism: Paraglomus brasilianum
Lineage: Eukaryota; Fungi; Glomeromycota; Glomeromycetes; Paraglomerales; Paraglomeraceae
Source: the annotation of a GenBank genome assembly